Dimorphilus gyrociliatus is the source of this 12320-nucleotide messenger RNA. The record is from the annotation of a GenBank genome assembly. Lineage: Eukaryota; Metazoa; Annelida; Polychaeta; Dinophilidae.
AACUUUAUACUCUAGCAUUGGCCCUUGGUUAGGGCGGAUUGUGUUAUUCGCGCCUUAAAAUCUUUCAGGAUAUUCAAUUAAGUUAUUACUGAGUUUUCAUUAGAUCUUUAGUAGGUUCCAUAUUCAAGAUGAUGCGAUACAUUUCAAGUAUCGCUAUCUCUCUAGUCAUCAUCGCUUUAAUCGAAAUAAUUGGAAUAAGAGCACAACCAACUCUGAACUUGCCGACAGGAACGUGCACAAGGCCAUCAUAUGGGCGUCGUUUUGUAGUUCCAGUCCUCUCAGAACCAAAUCUUAUUCAGAAUCUACAGAUCAACAUACAAGUUACAGCUGUCAAAAGUAAUACGAACUUUAAUGUUCGCUUGAAUCUUAGUGGCUCAACUUUGGCGACGCAAUCCAUAACCGCCAGCAAGAGGUAUAUCGACUUUUCAACUGGUCCAGCGGGAAACAGAGCAUUUGAAAUCGAUUCAGAUGAUGAUGUUGCAGUUUUAGUUAGAUACAGUUAUAACAUCCCGAAUGUGAAUGAAAAAGCUUAUCAUGUCGUUUAUCCUAUUGAAUAUAUUGCCUUCAACUACUUUAUAUUGUCUAGACCAAAUAGAGGUAAUGCCAUUUCUGUUGCUGCAACUGAAGAUAAUACCAAGUUGACAGUGACCUUUUCUAGGCCGUUCAACUACAAUGGCAGACAAUACCAGACUGGAGAACAGCUGCAGGUCACGCUAAAUAAGUAUGAAGCUCUAUCUUUAUACGAUGAAGUUUCAAGUUUUUCUGGAACAAAAAUUUCGGGUGAUAAACUAGUUGCUGUUAUAAGCGGUUACCUGACUAAUGGCCAACGACGCAUCGCUGCUGUGGAUAUGAUAUAUCCUCUGCAUUCUUACGGUAAAGGAUAUGUCAUUCCGCUAAUGGCUGGAGGAACCGAAAUUAUAGCUACAUCGAAUGCUCCUGGAAUAAUAUCUGUUUAUAGCGCUCAGAAUGUUGUUAAUAGGCAAUUGACUUUACCGGGUAAUGGUGGAGUUGUUACGGCAAAUUUCGACCAGCAAUUCUAUUUAUAUUCUACGGCGCCGAUGGAGGUUGUGGUUUUUUCAGCCACAUCAGAAUCUUCGCUUUUAUUACCCCCAAUUGAGCAAUAUUAUAGAUCAACAUCUUUGGAGUCUGUUGCACCACCACUGGAGCCUACAGUUUCUGUUGUUGUUAUAACUUCUAAUGUUGGAAAUUUGAGAUUGAAUGGAAAUCUUUUCAAUCCUAUAACUCAGUUCGAGAUCAUCGGAUAUUUUAUUGUUGAUAAAUCCUUGACAAAUGCUCAAAGCAUAUCAAUAUCCUCUGUGUCAAAUGAAAGAUAUUAUGCAUUCUAUACGAUAGGGAACAACUGGAUGGCUUCAACUCAGAUAUGCUUGGAUGAUAUUCGGAAUGUUGUCAACCCAGCUCCAGCUCCUGUUCCAUCUCCUAUACCAGUUCCCGCUCCUGCGCCCAUUCCAGUACCUGUUCCGGCACCUGUUCCUGUUCCUGUUCCAAUACCAGUACCUGCACCUAUUCCAGUGCCAGCCCCAGUACCAUCUCCUAUACCAAUCCCUGUACCAAUACCUGUUCCGGCACCAAUACCUGUACCGGCACCAAUACCUGUUCCGGCACCAAUACCUGUACCCGCGCCAAUACCUGUACCGGCACCAAUACCAGUUCCAGCACCUAUACCUGUUCCGGCACCAAUUCCUGUUCCGGCACCAAUACCUGUACCGGCACCAAUACCUGUACCGGCACCAAUACCAGUUCCAGCGCCUAUACCUGUUCCUGCACCAAUUCCUGUUCCAGCACCAAUACCUGUACCGGCACCUAUACCUGUUCCAGCGCCUAUACCUGUUCCGGCACCAAUUCCUGUCCCAGCACCUAUACCCGCUCCAGCGCCUAUUCCAGUUCCUGCUCCGGCUCCUACACCUACUCCAGCUCCUCAGAAUCCUAAUGAAUGUAUGAGAAGUAACAAUGGCAAGAAAUUCUUAAUUGCUCAUUUAGAUAAUUCUGCUGGACAAAUUUACAUAUCGAUUACGAGACUAACAGAUGCAGCGACUACGGUUACCGUUGAUUCUCCAUUUGGCAAUUUAAACAAUCGAAUUAGCAUCACCGAAAGAUCAAGAAGAGUUUUAGUUUCGACAAAUUACUUGAUCAGAGAUAGUAUCAUAACUAACAAGGUUAUACGUGUAACAUCGGACUUUGACAUUUCCGUCAUGGUUUUCGUUACUGAUAGUUCAACAAAUGCCGGCUAUACUAUGGCAUUGCCUGUUGAAAAUAUUCCAUCAAGCCCAACCUAUUAUAUAACCAACUAUGCAUCUUCUGACAAAUCUGCUCAGUUUGCUAUUUUGACUGACGUUCAAGCCAAAGUUACAGUUGAAAUACCAUCAGGGAAAAGAGUACUUUUCAAUGGAGCUAUUCAAACUUCCACUUUUACAUUUGAUCUUGCUCCACUAAGAGGGGUGCUCAUAUUCAAUGCUCUCUCUGAUGGGACCGAUAUAUCGGGAAUAAAAAUUUCGGCUAAUGCUCCCAUAGUUGUCUAUAGUGGAAAUAACAAUCCAACAGUGGGACCAGCAGUGUCAACAGAUCAUCUAAUUAGCGCCUUACCUCCCUUGGAAACUUGGGGAACAAAGUUUGCAGUCAUGGCACCUUUGAAUAGAAGAGCGGGUUAUAUUCUAAAAGCUGUAGCAAGUAUGGACAAUACUUUCGUACAAGUUGCUACCAAACCUGUAUUAAAUUUGGCAAAAGCGGGUGAUAGUAAAUUUGUUGAAUUGGAUACGAAUGAGCAUGUUCAAGUAUUAUCAAAUAAGCCCAUUUUACUAUCACAAACAUUAUUAGGAUAUCAAAAUCCUCCUGAUACAUCCGGUGCUGCUAUGACAAUUGUUCCGCCAAUGAAGCAAUGGAGAAUGCGCUACAGGUUUAAUACAUUCCAAGGGCAAAUUUCAACAUACUAUACAAUUAUAAUAGACGGAAACAACAGACAAAAUAUUAUUGUUAAUGGAAAUAGGGUGCAAACCGACUGGACCAGAAUUAAUGGCAAUGAGAAUCUAUAUGGUGCCCGUUUAACAUCCACUUUAAAAGAUUUUGACAUAUAUGCUAGUGUACCUAAUGUCAAACUUAGUGUUUUUCUGCAUGGUUCAGUUGUAAAUGAUGGAUCUCUUACCUCUGCAGGAACCUGUUUAACAUUAGCACCAACAGUUCAAACUACUGUUGCACCUUUAACCAGUGCACCACCUAUAUCAGCAAAUAUUCCAACGUUUAGAAAAUGUAGCACAAGCACGGAAGGUCGCAUCUUUUAUGUUUACUUUUUACAAAAUUCUCUCCUAACCACUCAGCCACAAUUGAGAUUGUCAGUUGGCAGUACCGUUAAUUCCUUCGUUGAUUUAAGAGUAACAACACCGGGUAAUCCAAGCAUUCUAACCAAUUCGUAUAGGGCAAACAGGGGUGAAAUGCUUACAAUUGAUCUGCCAUCAACGAUAAUGUCAACUGGAACUGGAAUUAGACAAAAUGUUCUUAGAAUUCAGGCAACAUCUCAAUCAGAUAUAACUAUUGUUGCGUUUUCAAAGACUGGAGAAUCAUGUGGCGCUUUUAUGAUUUAUCCUGAAAGAGCAUUAUCCAACAGCUAUUAUAUAGCUGCCUGGUGGACACCAACCCAGAGCACGCAAUUCUCCGUUACUGCAGUUCAAAGUGGAACUACAGAUGUUUCCAUAAAAUUCCCUCAAUAUAGAGGUAUUCAGGUGAAUUAUAAUGGAAGAAUUUACACAGCACGAGAAGUUUUCCAAGUAACCUUAAGCCAAUAUCAAACAAUCCAAGUUCAAGCCAUGUCGAAGGGUGACCUUUCUGGUACAAGAAUAACCGCCACAAGUAAAGUUGCAGUAUUCUCUGGAAACGUCGAUACUAGUGUUGGUUAUACGGGUAUUACUGAUCAUAUUGUUGCUCAAAUCCCUCCAUCUUCAGUCCUGGGUAAGAAUUACGUUCUUCCUACAACGCCUAAACCAGGUUCUAAGACUGUUAUAAAAAUUGUUGGUCAUGAGGACAAUACAUAUGUUCGCUUUGGAGAAUAUGGUGUUUAUCUUAGUCAACAAGAACAUCAUCAACAAGUCUUACAAUCUAAUGAUUUCAUCAGAGUCCAUUCAAAUAAACCAGUUAUGGUCUCUGUAAUGGCAGUUGGUACUGAAAUACCUUCUAAUGAGGCUGGAAUGCAAAUUAUUCCUUCGAUCAGUCAUUACAGAUAUAAACAUAUAUUUACAAUUCCCCAAAUCUUGGGUGCUGAGCAUUUUCUAUCUCUGAUUGUGCCAAGUCAAUAUAAAGAUAACGUAAUUUUGGAUGGAAAAAAUAUUGGUGGCUCUGUGGCCUGGAAAAUAGUUCAACUCUUCAGCGAUAUUCCUGGGGCUAAUAUGAGUGGUGGUCAUUAUAAAAUAAAUGCCGGUUUCCACUUUGUUUACAUCCAAACGACUGGCUCGAAUGUCGCCUUUACUGCAUCUAUAUAUACGACAAGUUCGUUUUCUAAGUGUGGUUACAGUUUUGCCGCAGGGUUCUGCGUUGAAGGCACACCUGAGCCGCAAACAUCAACAGCAGCACCCCCAACUCAAACUACCAUAGUAAAUACCCCAAGUGGAAAUUAUCCACUACCAUCUAUCACCCAGUGUACGAAUGAUGACGUGGGAAGAAAUUUCGUUAUGGUUUUCUUAGACACUGAAAGUGUUUCUAAUAGUAUCAUGAAACUUCACCCAGUCCUUAUCUCAAAUGCAAACUCUGCUAUUAUAAAUGUUAUAGGUAAUGGGUUGAAUCCAGCUUAUUCAUCACAAACAACACUUCGGCCAGGUACCGUUGAAGAAUUGACAAUACCACAAAGAGCAAAAUUAGCAUCUGACGGGCUUUCAAGUAAUGUUGUAUCUAUAAGUUCUAAUCGAGAUAUUUCACUCUCUGCUACGGUCUCUGGUACUGCUUAUUGUGGAUCAAGUUUAAUUUUCCCCACCGAUGUCUUGGGAAGAACAUACUAUGUUGUUGGAUGGGAAAAAGCUACAACUGCUUCCCAGUUCGUCAUCGUAAAUCCCUUUAACAGAGAAAUUAGGGUUGAAAUUGCUUUCCCUAACUAUAUUGUGAAUUUGAAGGUGAAUGUGCUUGGAACUGAAUACACAACUGGCCAAAAAGCUUCCAAUAUUGCAAUACCUGCUCUUAAUGCUCUACACGUGAGAAACACAAAUGGGAUCGAUCUCUCUGGAACCUAUAUCGUAGCUAGUGCACCAGUUGCUGUUUUUGCAGGUAAUAGAAACGUAAAUGUUCGCUAUGGAAACUUAGAUCUGUUAAUGGAGCAAAUGCCACCUACUCAAACCUACGGAAAUUACUUCUUACUAACGAAUUUUCCCAAAAGGCAUUCUCCCUAUUAUAUAAGAAUAGUUGCUGGUUUCAAGAGAACUUCUAUUAGGUAUUCAAGGGAUGGACAUGUAGCAGAAUAUAUAUUGCAAGAAGCUGGUAGAAUGAUUAUUUUAGAAUACAGUUCUAGAGAAACUGGCUACAUACAAGCCGAUCAACCAGUUAUGGCUGUUCAAAUAUCGCCAGGAGCAGUUUAUGAAAAUGAUUAUGGAGCCCCAGCAAUGAUGACCCUAGUUAGCAGAGACCAGUUUAAGAGAAGAUAUGAAUUUGUUGCAAACAACGCUACGAAAACAACAUUUAUCACGAUAAUUGCUAGAAAUAGCGAUAGAACAAAAAUGGUUAUAAACGAAAAGUUAAUAGUCGACAGAUGGAGUUCUAUUAAGGGUUCAGAUUUUGUAUACCGAUAUGAAGAGGUAAAUGAGGGAAUCCAUAGAAUAUACAGUGCUGAUGGUCAAGCCUUAUUUGUUGCGUACGUAUAUUCGGCUAGUGAAAGAAGCUGCGCAACAGCUUGGGCUGCAGGAUCAUGUGCUAACAUCAACCAGCAACCAACUAUAACGACGCCUAAAAUACCAACAACUCCACAAGUGAAUGUCCCUAAACCCGGAACAAUCGAAUGUGCUCAAUCAAACUACGGACAGCGUUUUGUAGUCGUCUUACCAUCAGAGUCUUAUGAAAUAAUUGUUACAACUGGAAAUAAUGCUGCUGACGUUUCUUUCUCAUCAAACAUAAUUUCUCGAACGACAGUUAGAGUUGGGAGUUUAGAAACUUAUGUUUUUAACAAUCAAAGAAGUUCUUACACGCUACCUCAAGGUCAAAAUUCAAAAUCGGAUGCAACUUUAACAAUUUCAUCAAAUCAAUUAAUAACCGUUGCGCUUAGAGAUACAUCUGCCCCUAAUUUAUGUUCAUCGACAACUGUCAUACCUGCCAACUAUUUAUCUAAUACGUAUAGAAUAGUCGCUCCCGUUUCUGGACAGCUUAUUCUUACAGGAAUUUCAAAUACCGCUGUGCUAAUCACUGCCAAUCUUCCGACAGGAAUGAUUCAGAAUUGUAUUAUUCCAAGUCCAGGAACCAGAAUCCAAAACAGAGUUGUUGUAACACUAAAUCCUGGUCAAGUUUAUAGACUAUUCUGCACAGGUCGUGUUGCCGAUCCCUCUGGCUUACUUUUAACAGCUGAUUCGCCCUUUUCUGUAUGGUUAGUUGAUAAUACCUACUUGGGUCAUGUUAUCCCUGUUGACCGAUUAGGCACUGAAUAUCUUGCUCAGAGGGUUAGAGUAGUUGCUCACUACCCUGAUACAGUUGUUUCAACAAAUCUAAGAACAUAUCCUGCUCUAGGUCCAGGAGAUAUAUUAGAUAUUCAGACUGAAAAUUUCAAAAGAAUAUCCAGCAAUUAUCCAAUUGCAGUGGGCGUUACAAAAGUUUUACAGAAUCCAACCAGCAGAUCAGUUAGAGCUUCUAUACCUUUGAUUCAAGCUAAAUCAUCAUAUGUCUUUGAUGUAGCUCAGGAGGGCAGCUCCUUCAUAACAAUGUAUGCUGAAACCGCAGAGACUAGAAAUAUUGUCCUAGAUGGAAGACGGGUAGAAUUAGAUUGGGCACCUAUUGAUGGUAAACCUAGCUGGUCUAUAGCAACAUUAACUAUUCCUAGAGGAGGAGUUCACGAAUUGUAUCAUGCAACACUUGAUAAAACUUUUAUAGCUUAUCUGGAUACACAAAAGACAACUGUUUGCAGUUCAUCUAGACCUGUAGGCUAUUGUAUGAAUCAGCAAGAAAUCGUAACAACUCCUGCUCCAACUCCACCACCAACUCCACCACCAACCCCACCACCAACUCCAACUCCAACACCAGACCCAACAAUUCCCCCAGCAACAGACAAUUGUCAAGCGUCUUCAUAUGGAACCGAAUUUAUGGUAGCUCUACCAGCUGAUAAUUAUGAAAUUGUAGUUACAGCAAUAUCACAAACUCAAGUAGCUUUCAGAACUCCAUCUAGUUCAAGUUCAACUUUCUCACUACCACCUUCUACCUCAAGAGUUUACUCAGCUAAUAAGAAUAUUUAUACACAAACUGAAAUCGGAACAGUUAAACAAAGCGCAGUUCUCCUAAUAACAUCAAAUAAUCCAAUUACAGUUGCUAUUAGACAGACUGUUCAAGGAACAAUAUCAUGUGCAUCUGCUCUAAUCAUUCCCAGAGUAUCCUUAGGAACAGUUUACAGAAUAGUAGCUGCAGAAAAUUCUCGAGUUUUGAUAGCAGCCAGCCAAAAUGCGCUUAUUUCUAUAUCAGUUCCAUCGACACUAACAAAUGCUAAAAUCAUAUAUCCCGGUGGCGUGGCUAACGCUGGACAAACUUUCACAGUAGUACUUAGCCAAUAUGCUACAAUUUCAUUGGAUACUGGAAUUAACAAUGAUGGAGAUUUCUCUGGACUAUUAAUUAGAUCAGAUACUUCGUUGGCUGUAUGGGUUACUCAUUCCACUUACAUUGCUCAAAUUCCUUCUGUGGAUUUUUUCGAAAAGGAAUAUGUUCUCUUCCCCGCAAAGAUUGUAGCCCAUUAUCCGAACACAGUUGUUCGAGUAGGAGCCAACACUUACAAUUUACAACCCGGGCAGUUUAGAGAAUUCCAACCAAACGAAGUUACUGUGGAAACCUAUGUUUCAAGUAAUCUUCCAAUAAUUGUUGGAACUGCUGGAGAAACUCUCUCGGGCAGUUUAGCUAUUUCUCCUGGUAUCCCAAUUGUUCAAGCCAAAUCGUAUUACAUCAUAGAUACAGUCGGUAGUAGUUCUAAAUACUUCCUUAUUUAUGCUGGAACGUCUCAGAGAGGAAAUGUAAUUGUCGAUGGAAAAAGAGUUCAAGCACAAUGGAGACAAUUACCGGAUAAACUUGACUGGUCUGUAGCAAUUGUUCAAUUCAAUGAUGCUGGAGUCCAUCAAGUGUAUCACUCAGUCGCCAACGAGUUGUUGGUAGUUUAUUUUAAUACAGUAACAAAUGAUUGUGCAUCAAUGAGACCUGUAGGAUUCUGUUACAAAAAGCAACCCAUAAUACCUACUUUACCACCUUCAACCGCUCGACCACCCACCCCCGUUCCUACACCUUUUCCCAAUACCCCUGAUUGCUCUGGAAGUACUAUCGGUAGACUUUUCAUCGCCGUUUUUCCUUUUACAAAUUGUCGGGCGAAUAUGAUAUCAAUUGGCUCUGGCGGUUCUGUAACAAUUAGACACCCCUCGACAGGAGCUAGCUCUUUCCUCUCAACAUCGGUUUUAACAAAUCAGGAAUAUACACCUAACACUCAGCUACAAACUUCUGGAAUUGUACAGAGAGCAGUUUACAGUUUUUCAUCCACAACAGAUUUGACUAUGGAUACAAGAUGUUAUACUUCCAGUACCCAAAGCUGUGGAAGUUCGCUUUUAUACCCUACAAAUAUGCUUGGCUCAUACUAUAAAAUAAUCUCUACAAGAAGGAAUGAAGUCAUUAUUGGAAAUAGCGCAAAUCCAGUUACAGUAACUGUAACUAUACCUUCAACUCUCGGCUCUGUUUCAAUAGCCCAUCCCCUUGGAAGAGCAAGCGCUGGACAAAGCUUCACUAUUAAUUUGGGAUCUUAUGAAGCAAUAAGAUUGCAAAAUACAAAUGGCGCUCAAACUCUAGCCGGUGUAACAAUAUCAUCAACGAACAUUGUUGCCGUUUGGGUCUUUACUGCAAACUUUUUGGAUCAAGUUUUGCCUUUCGAUAGAGCGGCCACAGAGUACCUUGCUUGGGGAUCUUAUAGUUUAUUGACUGAUACCCUUCCUGAUAGCAUUGUAAUAGACGGUUCAAGUCGAAAUAUUAACACUAUGCCUUAUUUGGCAUUUAAUCAAGCAGACACACAAGUUUCGAAAAUUAGGGCAACAAACCCAAUUGGAUUAGUUAACUAUAUAAACUUGGAUUCAACUAAUUCUAUUGCUAAAUCUCUACAAACACUUAUACCCAUCGAACAAGCCAAAGCACUACAUAUCUUUAACAUACCAACAACAGGGCGAACAAUCCUUCGUAUAUUUGUUCAAACUGUUGCUAGAGAUUCAGUUGUAAUGGAUGGAUUAAGAUUAAACUUAAAUUGGCAGCAAGUACAAUGGGAUAGUAGCUGGUCAUGGGCUGUAACCAAUCAGAUAAAUUCAGGAGUUCAUCGUUUGUACAAUGGCGAUCUUAAUAGACUCAUAAUAGCUUAUAUAGAGCAUGACGACAAUGUUUGUUCCUUCUUAAGGGCUACGAGUCACUGCAUGAGAAUUAUGAAUGCAAUCACAACACCUCAACCUACACCACCACCGACACCAUCUCCUACACCUGCUCCAACUCUUCCUCCAUUCCCUCCACCUUGUCCGAGAGAGAAUAGAGGUUUGAGAUUUGCUACAGUGUAUAUGCAAAGCGAUAAUAGUGGACGAAGAAGAUAUUUACAUGUUGCUAACGCAGGAAAUUUUAGAACAACUGUAACAGUUCGAGCCCCUAGAAUACCCAAUACAGACAUUAAUCAAAUCAUUGAAGUAGGAAGCUCAUUCAGGUUCGAUUUGGCAAGUAUAGACGCUCAUAUUAGUGGAUCGAGCAUUGAAAAUAAAGGAUUAGAUAUUGUUUCAAGUUCAUCCCCAAUAACUGUUCUUACUGAGAACAAGGACUCUAGAGGAUGUUCGGCUUUCACAAAUAUACCAUCAGCAUAUCUUGGUAGAGAUUAUUACAUAUUAUCUGGAUCAACUUCAGCUCAAGCUACAAUUUUGGCUACCUCAAGUGACUCAACUGUAGUAACCGUUACUGUUCCGAGCUCAUCCGGUGUUAGAGUAUUUUACUCGGGUGCUACUUACACACAGUCAUUUACAAUAGAUUUGUUACAAUAUCAAACUGCUUCCAUAGUUGGAGCUGGAACAAGUCUUUCUGGAGUAAGAAUAGUUGGAAAUAAAGACAUUGCUGUUUUCUCCGGAAACAAAGGAACAAAUUCUGCCAAUCCCAUUAUAGAUUCAUUAAGCGAGCAAUUGUAUCCAGUUGAUACUUGGGGUAAGGAAUUUUGGGUAUAUCUCCCCAACAAUGCUCAAUCAGCUACUAUAAGAAUAAUUUCUAUCGAACCUGCUCAAGUUAGAAUAUCCGGAAAAUCAGUUCUUAAUAUUGCUGGACCGCAUGACGAAAAGACCGUUCAGUUGGAUAGUAGUUCAACUGAGAAGGGAAAUUACAUUACAAGUAAUCAGAAUAUUCAGAUUGCUCUAGAAAUAAGGCCACAAUUUUCAUCCUUGGCAACUGCCUUGGCGAUUAUUCCACCUGUUUCGCAAUGGAAUUAUCAACAUACUUUUGUUAUCCCACCUGAAUAUGAUCCUUUAACGUUUGUAUUGAAAAUUACAUCAAAGGGCCGACAGGUUUAUCUCGACGGAAGAUCUUUAGAUUUAUCCUACAAUGGUAAUCAGCAAGUAACACCCCAAACCACUCUUCACUUCUGGAUUAAUAGCCCAAUCACUCCUGGAAGGCAUAUUAUUCAAAGCACUGAACCAGUCUUCGUAUCCAUCAGCAUGGAAAAUUCAGGAGAUACUUGUUCGAUAUUUUACUCGGGUGGACAAUGCUUGAAUUCCAUCUAUACACCACCUACAACGAUUGCUCCAACACCUGCACCCACACCACCGCCUACUAGGCCACCAGUUCCUGUUGUUGGAAGCUGCAAAUCAGGAAGCACUAACUUGGGAAGAGAGUUUUAUGCAAUUUCCGUAGUAUCUGAUACGCCAGAUAGAAGAACCCCGAAUUAUGCCAGUUUAAUUUAUACAGUACUACCAGAAAGCUCUACAUCUGAACGUGUCACAUUCCUUAUCGGAGAGUUUUCGAGCGCAUUUGUCAGAGUUUACAAUAGACCAUUUAGAACUAGAUAUUCUCCUGUUGCAAUAUUCCAGAGCAGUAAAAUGGAAAAUUCCUAUGUUGGUCCAAAAGUCUAUAAGAUUAGUUCAGUAUCGGAUGUUGCGGUUUUCGCUGUAAAUCAGGCGCAAGAUUCUUGUGGAGGUUAUAUGUCCCUUCCAACAACUGUUAAUGGCAGAGAUUUUAGAGUAGUAACUGAGAUCCCUAAUUCUGGUACUGCCUUCCUUGCAGUUGUUGCUAAAAGUUCAACAACAGUUAGUAUACUCCUGAGGGCACCGGUGACAUUUGGAGGUAGAACUUAUCAAGUCGGAGAAACCUUGACGCAGAACGUGAUAGGAGAUAAUAUUCUAUACUUAUCGUCCAGCGGAGAUUUAACGGGAACAAGAAUACAAACUAAUAAUCCAGUAAGCGUAUUUUCGGGUAAUACAUAUACAAUUUUUGGAUCAGUCGGCAAUGCGGAUCAUAUGAUUGAAAGCAUUCCUCCGACUUCAUUAUGGGGCAUGACAUUUGUCCUGAAUCCGUUACCCGAGAGAGCUGUAAGCUAUAACAACAAAUAUAAAGUCAUAGCCCGAGAUGACGAUACAAUUGUAUCUGUUGAUGGGCAGACUCCUUUCUCUCUUAGAGGCGGCGAGAGCCGUACCAUUACAACGUCUUAUUCAACUUGGGCGUUUAUGUACAGCAACAAGCCAAUUCUUGUUGUUCAAAUGUCUCAAGGAAGAAUUAAUUCGGCAGAUAACGGCAGUCCUACAAUGAUUAUUCUAUCACCCGCAGAAUUAUGGCUAACGUCGUAUGCUUUUAUGACAACUGUUGGCAAUCUACUUGAUGCUGACAAAGAUUUCAAAGGAUAUGUUAUAGUGACAAUUGAGGACGGAAAGCAGAGCGGCUUAAGAAUUAACAACGGCCUAAUACCCAAUCAAGUAACAUGGACAAAACUUAGCGGCCGGCCGUAUGUUGGAGCUUUUAUACCAAUCGAAGUUGUUCGUCAAUAUUCGCUUAAACACAUUGAAGACGGCGUAAAAUUCGGUGCCAUCGUUUACGGUAAUAAUGAUCUUAGUUCAAAUAGAUGUUCUUUCGGCUUUCCUGCUGGAUAUUGUACGGACGUGCAAACAUAA